UUCAUAUGGUGACAGACUUCACUGGAAGCUGCAACAAUUUUUAAUUAUACAGAACAAAGAUCCAUCCUUACUCCCAUGGCCAUGGCAUCUUCUCUGCAAGCAAUGAUCAGGCCAUAUGUCAUCACUCUGCUCUGCCUUCUGAUUAUGGUCAUGAUCAAGACCGCGAAAUCGGAGGACAGUCUGAUUGACAACGUAUGCAGCGGUGAUCAUGUUGAUUCAAUUUACUGCCAUCAACUAUAUUCCAACGAAACAGAUACAUUGGGUCCGAAGUCGAACCUCACCGGAUUAGCUGGGAUUGCCCUGCAUAACAUAAACUGGAAGGCAGCAUACAACAAGAGGACGUUCAUAGAUAAAGAUGCGUACCUUUCCUCGCUGUGCUCCGUGCCCUACGACCAUAUUGUGUCCAAAGUUGCGACGGCACGUAACAUGGGAUUCGACAAGUCGAUCGAGACAGGGGAUGUUAACAGACUCGAGGAAACUAUUACAACUGUUCUAUCAGAAGCACUGCGCUGUGAAUCAUUCUUUCUGUCACCAGAAGACGACGGUUACGAAAUCAACGAGGAGUUGAUCAAGCUUGCCUACAUUCUGCAGGAAAAUGAAGUGAGCUGUUAGUGUGGUUUGCAUCGUAUUACUCUUUGAUUGAAGUAAAAUUAUACACGAGCUUGUAGUAGUUAUGAUGUUAAUUGCUAUUGAAUUGGUUUUCUCAUUAAUAAAGACUUGAUGCUUCCUCUCUUUUGUUUUAAACUUUGCAAGAAUGCUCUGUAUAGGAACAAUCUUUGAAGUCAUGAUGUUCCAUACGUAUUAUAGCUCGUAGCGUACUUUAUCCAGCCACAAAGAUUUCCUGCAAAUAUGACCAGAAUACGAGAUACACAAGACGAUAACUGCAAAGAAUGAGAUCAUUGAAGACUUGUCUGGAUUAAAUAGUAAGGGACUACUGUGAAGGGUAAAGGGUACACUUGAUAUUCAGUUUUCCUUCUAAACUAACUACAGACUACAUGGGGUGAAAAUGAUAUUUCUCAGCAGCAACAAUGCAAAACUGGUUGCUAUGAGACCAGUGAAAUACAUUUUUGAAGAAAUUAUGAGAUUAAGC
Messenger RNA from Linum trigynum, 1090 nucleotides. The record is from the annotation of a GenBank genome assembly. Lineage: Eukaryota; Viridiplantae; Streptophyta; Magnoliopsida; Malpighiales; Linaceae.